CAGCAUCCUCCACCCGCUGAGGUCAGAUGAGCCCGGCGGGCGGCGCAUUGCUACCUGGCUGACAUCCUGCACGGCUCUCCCACUCAGAGUUUGAGAAGUGCUGUGGACUUCCUGGUACGGGACCAUGGACGCGGAGAGCUCCCGUGUGUCCGGGGAACUACCUGCAGCGAUGUGAUCGUGGACGACCCGUCGAGUUGAAAGCAAGGUCAUGAGUGCCUCUAGGAAAGACCCAGUGGAGAAUAACCUCACCUGUCCAAAGCCCCGCCCUACCUGGGCCUCACCCUGCCCCCCACCCCUGGACUCCCACCAUGACCACCACCCAGAGGCGAGCGUCAGGUCCCGGGGAAGUCCAGAUCCUGAGGAGUCCAGGAGACACGAUGUGGAUUAGGGGAUGAGUCCUGCCGAGGAGGAGCCAGGGAGGGAUGAGGUUGCUGGGGGUGAGAGGGCGAGGAUGGGCUGCCCCUGCCCUGUGGCACGUCCGGCUGCCUCCCCGUGAGCAUGCAGGUCCUACAGAUCGUCAAGGAGCUGGUUUCGCCCUCCAGACGCAGGGCAGCGGCCAGGUUUGGAGCGUCUGAUACCGAGCAGGAUGCGGCGGUGAAACUUGACCAGGAGCGCGCUGAGAUAGUCGCCAAAUAUGACAAGGGAAAAGAGGCCACCGUGGAGCCGUGGGAGGACACCAACUUCCACCUGUAUAAAGUCAUCGACCGUUUCGGCUUUGUUCAGUAAGGACUCACACAGACACACAUCACAACCUGUCAUUACUCCUGAUCACUAAAUUAAUGACCUCCAGAGGCCAGUUUGAACAGCAGCACCACACUGAGGGGAGCAGGGAGAAAAUGAGAGGCUGUGGAGGCGAGUGUCGCUGAGAGCAGAGUGUGUUUGUGGCUUUGGCCGGGCCGGUCCUGAGGCUGCGAGGCUCUUAAACAGCACUGUGCUGGAGUGUUUUAUAUAUAUAGGC
Epinephelus fuscoguttatus (brown-marbled grouper) is the source of this 958-nucleotide messenger RNA. RefSeq names its product USP6 N-terminal-like protein. The transcript is spliced from 5 exons. The record is from RefSeq and is a predicted model, not a curated record. NCBI's taxonomy places the organism in Eukaryota, Metazoa, Chordata, Actinopteri, Perciformes, Serranidae. Bases 499 to 726 code for a protein of 75 amino acids.